AUGUCCGCGUCGAUAGUCGCCCAGCUCCUCUUCCUCGAAGCCGACAACCCUCAGAAACCUAUCCACCUAUACAUUAAUUCCCCUGGUGGCUCAGUGACAGCUGGUCUGGCCAUCUACGAUACAAUGACCUACAUCGCAUCCCCAGUCAGCACAAUCUGCGUUGGACAGGCAGCCUCCAUGGGAUCGCUACUGCUUUGCGGCGGCAAUCCGGGGAAACGGUACUGCCUCCCACACUCGUCUAUCAUGAUACACCAGCCCUCGGGCGGGUACUUCGGACAAGCGAGCGAUAUCGCCAUUCACGCCAAGGAGAUUCUCCGUGUUCGCAGCCAAUUGAACAAGAUCUACCAGCGGCACCUGACGGGGAAGAAAGUGCUGUCUCUUGAGGAGAUCGAGAAGUUAAUGGAGCGUGAUUACUUCAUGGGGGCGCAGGAGGCUUUGGAGAUGGGCAUCGUCGACGAGAUUCUGGACCGUAGGGUAAAGCCGCAGAAUGAAGGAGGAGAAGGCGAAGGGAAGCCGCCGAUGCCGUGA
Aspergillus fischeri NRRL 181 is the source of this 528-nucleotide messenger RNA. RefSeq names its product ATP-dependent Clp protease proteolytic subunit. Lineage: Eukaryota; Fungi; Ascomycota; Eurotiomycetes; Eurotiales; Aspergillaceae. Gene Ontology annotation, cellular component: endopeptidase Clp complex. Gene Ontology annotation, molecular function: ATPase binding; ATP-dependent peptidase activity; serine-type endopeptidase activity. The record is from RefSeq and is a predicted model, not a curated record. The transcript has 2 exons. Gene Ontology annotation, biological process: protein quality control for misfolded or incompletely synthesized proteins. Bases 1 to 528 code for a protein of 175 amino acids.